GGGGUAGCGCCGGCGGAGCGCGGAGCCAUGGGCCAGGCUGGUACCUGCGGCGCGGCGCGGGCGGCGGCGGCGGCAGUGCCGCCGCUGCUGCUACUGCUGUUGCUGCUGGCUCGGCGCCCGCCCGCCGCCGCGGGCGACGGCUGGACGAGCGAGGCUGGCCUGGUACCCGAGCACUUCUCACAGGCGCCACAGAAGCUGUCCUUCUACAGCUGGUAUGGCAGCGUCAGGCUCUUCCACUUCCGUGUGCCCCCAGACACUGCUCGGCUGCGCUGGCUGCUACAUGUGUCCCAGGAGAGUGGCCCCACAUGUGCAGAUAUGGAGAUUACCGUGCACUUCCGCUAUGGGGCCCCUCCUGUCAUCAACCCACUGGGCACCAGAUUCUCCAACACCACCUCCGUGCAGCCGUCCUUCCACAUCAGGACCCUGUUUAGCACCAUGUUGCUGGGCAAUACUUCCAUCAACAUCUCCCACCCUGCCCCAGGGGAUUGGUUUUUGGCCGCCCACUUGCCCCCCUCCUCCCAAAAGAUUGAGGUGAAGGACUUUGUUCCCACCUGUGCCUACAUCUUCCAGCCUGACAUGCUGGUCAUGCGAGUGGUUGAGGUCUCCAUCCUGGAGCCCAAUGUGCCCCUGCUGAAGACCCUCCUCUCCCGCCCUACCUACCUCAAGAUCUUUAUCCCUGAGUACACCCAGGAACUUCGGCUGGAACUUCAGGAAUGUGCAUCCAAAGACAGCCCAGGCUGCCCUGUGCAGCUCACGUUGGGCACAGCCACCCUGCCCAGAAACUUCCAGAAGGUGCUGACCUGCAGUGGCCCCACCCCCUCCUGCCAUGUACUGUUGCCCUCGCCACCAUGGGGCCGAUGGCUGCAAGUGGUAGCUGAGAGCCUGGCAGGGCCUCAACUGUCUGUGGCCUUCAGUGCUGAGGCUGUACUCAAAGCCUGCAGGCCAUGGAGUAUGACUUUACAACGCCUUGUGCAAAACAGUGCAAACCAGAGCAACGACACCUCCGCAGGCCAAUUGUUCCCACAUCCUUAUCACCAGGACCUGGGCAGAUGUGGCAGAGGGUGCCGUGACCCCUUCUGUCUCCUGAACUAUCCACUCAUGAGGGAGGACAUGAAUGUGCUGUCUGUGCGCUUCCAGCCCCUGGAGGGGGUGGUGGUACUACUGCACUCGGACUCACCCUCUAUAAUGCGGCUCCGCCUGGACACAGGCAUGGACAAUGGAGGGUCCCUCACUAUCAUCCUGAGAACUAACACGACAGAGAUUACAAAUAGCACCCUGAUAGCUGCUUGUGUGAAUGCUGCUUCACCCUUCCUCAGUUUCAAUGCUUCACUGAACUGUACCACAGCCUUCUUCCAGGGCUACCCUUUGUCUCUGAACACUUUAUCUACCACGGCCAGCCUCACCAUCCCCUAUCCAGAGACAGACAACUGGUACCUCUCCCUGCAGCUUGUGUGCCCAGAGAGUCCUAGGGCCUGUGAACAGACCACGGCCCGAGUGGAGACCACCUUGAGCCUGAUGCCCUGUUUGGAUGAUUGUGGGACUUAUGGCCAGUGCCUCCUACUCCGCAGACACAGCUAUGUGUAUGCAGGCUGCAGCUGCAAGGCGGGCUGGCGUGGGUGGAGCUGCACGGAUAACAGCACAGCACAGACUAUGGCUCAGCAGAAGGCAGCUGCACUCCUGCUCACCCUCAGCAACCUCAUGUUCCUGGCUCCCAUUGCUGUGUCAGUACACCGUGCUUUCCUGGUGGAAGCCUUCGUCUACUUGUACACCAUGUUCUUCUCUACGUUCUACCAUGCCUGUGACCAGCCAGGGGAGGCCACACUCUGCAUCUUCAACUAUGACACGCUGCAAUACUGCGACUUCCUGGGCUCUGGGGCAUCCACCUGGGUCACCAUCCUCUGCAUGGCCCGGCUGAAGACGGUUCUGAAACAUAUCCUGUUUGUCCUGGGCACACUGAUCAUGGCCAUGUCCUUACAGCUGGACCGCAGGGGCAUCUGGAACUUGAUGGGGCCCUGCCUUUUUGCCUUUGUGAUCAUGUCCUCCAUGUGGGUGUACCGUUGUGGGCAUCGGCACCAAUGCUACCCUACCUGGCAGCGCUGGGUCUUCUACCUCUUGCCUGGCAUCUCCAUGGCCUCUAUGGGCAUCGCCAUAUACACCUCUAUGAUGACUAAUGACAACUAUUACUAUACACACAGUAUCUGGCAUAUCCUGCUGGCUGGAAGUGUAGCCUUGCUGCUGCCACCACAGGAGGAACAAGUUGAGCCCUGGGCCUGCUCACAGAAGUUCCCCUGUCACUAUCAGAUCUGUAGGAAUAAUCAAGAUGAACUGUACACAGUGACAUAACAUGGGCAGCUCAGAGACAUCUGCUGCUCUGAUGGACUUUAGCCAGGAGCAAAUACAAGGAAGAGGAGCCCUACCUAGAUUGGUUCCCAGCAGAAUAAAAUUGUCCUGAGACUGCUUCCGUCUA
This is a messenger RNA of Perognathus longimembris pacificus (Pacific pocket mouse), 2467 nucleotides long. RefSeq names its product post-GPI attachment to proteins 6 (gene Pgap6). The record is from RefSeq and is a predicted model, not a curated record. Lineage: Eukaryota; Metazoa; Chordata; Mammalia; Rodentia; Heteromyidae. Bases 28 to 2343 code for a protein of 771 amino acids. Gene Ontology annotation, cellular component: plasma membrane. The transcript has 13 exons.